UGGAAACCAGGUACUAGGCUGCCUGAGCCCCCUCUGAAACAACUCUGUCUGACGGGUCUCGUUCCGGGAAGGGAAGAGACCCCCUGAGCCCCGGGAUCCGCCUCCCGCAAGGAGCCGAUGGAUGGGUGGUUGGACGGAUAGAGUCGUGAUCGGGCCAGCUCCAAGCAAAUGCACGAGAAAGCAGCUUCGCCGAAGAGCUCCACACCUAGCCAGGAGAAACCUGAAGGCUCCCCCAAGGAACGGAACUUGGAUACUCUGGAUGAGAGAACAUUGUUUGAUGCUGGGGCGGGAGGCGAUCAGUCCCCCGACUGGAUGAUGGCCUUUGCAGAGCUCCACCGAUCCCCCGUUCUCUCACCACCAUUUCCACGCGGGCAAGAACCAGAACCUAUGCAUCAGCCAGAGAUCUCAAAGGAUGAAGAAAAGAAGUGCAACAGAGAAGGGAUCCCAAAUAAAUAUAACAAUCAGUAUCACAAGCUAUUCAAGGAUGUCCCCAUAGAUGAAACAGUUUUGAAAGUGUGCUCCUGUGCGCUUCAAAAAGAUAUCCUCAUUCAAGGGCGGCUCUACAUCUCCUCGAAUUGGCUCUGCUUCCAUGCCAACCUCUUUGGGAAAGACAUAAAGGUUGUUAUUCCAGUGGUUUCAGUCCAGAUGAUAAAGAAGCACAAGAUGGCUCGACUCCUUCCAAACGGGUUGGCCAUAACCACCAACACAAGCCGGAAGUACAUCUUCGUGUCACUGAUUUCCCGGGACAGCGUGUAUGAUACACUGAGGAGAGUCUGCACGCAUCUCCAGGCUUCCAGUAAGAAGAGUUUGAGUGUAAAAGAAUACCCAGAUGAACCUGACUCUGAGUCCCUGGUGGCCCUGGUUCCAGAACUGAAGUGGAGGAAGGUGUCCCCAUCAUCCCUGUCCCUGUCCUUGCCAGAGGAAGACUUCGCGUGCAUCCCCCGGACCUCCGUCAGCAGCCUCAGCACUAAGGAGACCUCCUUCCGUUCCCAGGAACCUCUGGGAUCAGAAAGUACUGUAAACACGGAAGAGGAACUGGAGGUGGAAACAGGCUGCAUCACUGAACUGAGGCCCCUGGAUUAUUAUCUCCUCAAACUCUUCUUUGUGCUAAUCUGUCUCUUGGUCGUGUCCUCAUCCUACCUGGCAUUCCGAAUAUUCCGCCUGGAGGAGCAGCUCUGUUCCCUGAAUAGGGAUUACCUCUCUCACGAGCACAGGUGACUGGUCGGGCCCCCGAGCUGAGGUCAUGGUGAUUUUUUUCCAAGAAGAGAGCACUGGGUGUGAAGCUGCCCGGCACUGUUUCCCGUUGGUUCACAUUGCUGCAAUGUUGAGAUAGUCUUAAUGAAUAGAUUUCCCAACUUCUUCUCCUCCUCCAUCCACUUCUGACCCGAGCACCUGUUUACAAGGGGACCAGUCAGUCCCUUUGCCCCAUUGGAUCCAACCCCACUGGACCAGCAGCCCGGCGCGUGGUCCUGGAGGCUGGGGUACAAGUUUCGGCCACUCAUGGCUGCACCAAAAAACCCCAAGUGAUUCCUCAGAAAUGUUCCCUCGGUGGAGAGACCUAAGCCAGGGAUCUUUGAGAGACUGACCCGGGAAAGCCGCAGGAUUUGGGCUCACUUUUGGGGAUUUCAGUGUUUUGCUGCCUUGGGAGAAGAUCCAAGAAUGGGACUGUGCUGGCGCUGAGCAGUGGAGACAUGCCCGGCUUCCAGUUUCCCUCCAACUGUCCCCACUUGGAGGACUAAACGUAAAGACCGUACCUUCCCCUGGCACUGUGGUUCCCUACUUGGAGGGACUCGCAGAUCCAGAGAACUCAAGUUGGUGCCAAAGGGGCUUCCUGUGGAGUGGGGCAGUGCCCCACAUCAAGCGGACGGGAAGUUCCUCCCAGAUGAUGCUGCUGGCUGAGUCAGCGUCCAGCCGGAGAGGCCCAAGGGCCCCACGGUAGACCUACAGUUGCCGACGCGACCAAAUCGGAGCUCAGGACCUGUGGCUUGAAGGGCUUUCACCCUGGAGGAGACAGCACUUUAUUUUGGGACAUGAUUGGAAGCCGAUACCCUGUAGUCACUGGCCUGGCCUGCAUAUUGUAUCAUGGGCAGCAGGCGGGAGGUUCUGCGUUCCGAGGGCCGUGGCACUCCAUUGGCAGGGUGGAAGCGUGAGCAGGGGAGGAAAGGGUGGUAAGGAAUCAACUCCUUGCUUUUGCUGGGAGGCCCAGGAGGGAUGUUUGCUUGGGGAGGAGUCCCUCGAGGCUGAGACCUGCUGGUUGGGCCUUUUGGCCUUGGUGAAAACUGGAGAAAUAGAAUAGAUGGGGUGGGGGGCAGAUGGCCCACCCCGGAACAAACACAAGGAGUGCUGGGAGACACUUUAGGGGCAAUGCUGCAGACCAUUUGAGGUGUCAAAUUGAUGAGAGGUGGGGAGCUUAGGGGCGGUGGGAGAGGUGGAGGAGGGAACCAACAUCUCAGAGUGAGUGUCUGAGGCCAUUUUUGCUGUGAUGGGUCUGGGCCGGGCAGGGGGGAGCUCUACACCUGGCCAUGCCUCACAGAGAAUCUUUUGGCUGAAUUAUCCAGUUUGGCCUUCACUCCGUGCUGCAGCCAGGGGUGGACUGCAGAAGAUGGGUAGACUGGAUCAAGGAGGCCAUGGAGAGCCGUUAGCACUCAGUGGCCUCUGGGGCCCAAUUCCACACAACCUCAGAGGCAGGGCUUUUGUUGAAGGGCUUGGGUAGUUGUUGUGCCUGUGUAGGUCUACCAUGUUCGCUCCUUGCCCCCGGGACAACCUACCAUCCCCAUGGAGUAAAAGAAUCUCUGCUUUCCCCACUGGGACUUCGGGAACAGAGAGGGUGAAGGGCUAGACUCUUCCCAGACUAGCUAAGCCUCCAGCACAUCAGGAUCCCUGUUUCUCUGGAGGGGAGCUCCCUUUCUCUCUUGCAGGGUGAGCAAGAGGUGGGGACGUGCCCUGUCUCUCCUGGGCGGGGGCCCCGUCUCCAGUAGUAGCAGUGACCAUCAGGGGUUUCCCUGGUAGUUGUAACAUUAGAACUUGGAAUGAAAAAGCCCAGAAGGCCCUGACACAUUCCUAGAAAUCAGUCAAUCAGUGAAUGGUCUUUGACGCUUAACUGUGUGCAGAGCACUUGGGAGAGUACAAAACGACAGAGUUGGUAGACCUGUCCCCUGCACACAAGCAGCUUACAGUCUAUAGGAAUGCAACUUCAUGGCCUGAGGACUCAGCAGGGCAUGUGUUUUCUAAGCACAGGCCUCCGUUAGCCUCUGUGUUCAGGUUCCAUUUGCUCAUGGUCACGUUGCCGUGCACUGUCCUGCUCUGCACUGGACUCCAACCUUGAACUGCCAGAAGGGAGAGGGAGAAAAACGUUCCAAGAGGGACACGCUGGAAUCUGGGUGCCUCUGCUCUCUCUGGCUGUCUCUGCGAGGGCCGCUGGAGAGAGAGGCCAGAGACGUUAGUCGGCCCCUCUUGAACUAGUCGAUCUGGACGUCCUGUGUCCACGACAGGCAAGAGCAGAUCUCAGGCAUGGUCCAUUCUCUACCCCGAACAGAGUCUUUUCUUUUUCAGAUGUCGUCUUAGGGCUACAAGGGACUUAGCAGCAAGCCUGCAAUGAGGGUCCUGCCAGCUUAGGGCUGGGGAUUAGCAGGAGUGCAGGGAGCUCUGGAUGGGGGAGAGUGAGAAGAGGAGGGAGAGAAAGGCCUGUUUGAGCCAGAUAUCAGAGAGGGAAAGAGAAGGGUCCAAAGCAGCAGUUGCUUCACUGCCUCUCCCUUCCCCUUCCCACCUCUCCUGCUUCCAACACCCUUUCAGCCCCUACAGGGCCUGGGUAAGCGGUGGGUGUCAGGUGGCACCUACAGUGCCUGUAUAAAUGAACAGUGGGCCUCAGGUGGCCCCUUCAGGGCCUGUGUGAACAGUGGGCCUCAGGUAGCAAAAGUCCUUGCGGGACAAAUGCUGAGUGCUGGUAAUGGACUGAGAGGCCACAGUGAGUGGACAAGGACGAGGCAAGAGGGAGAAGGGGCCCCAGUUGGGAUCCUAGAUAAACGUGAGCCAGAAAUGAGCGUUAGGACGUGGACUGAAUGAAACUGAGCAAGGAAGCUGAGGCAGGGUCAUGCCCCAGCCCUUCGCCGGCCACCACUGAGUGUCCACUUAAGAGAACACACGUUGGGCCAAGAAACUUGAUGUUGUGGUUAUUUUUCCAUUGGGCCGGUGCAGAACAGCGGACGGUUAAGCUUUUGCUGUCUUCUGGGCCUCUUCUGGGGACACCACCCGGAGGGGGCCCCUCUACAGCAUGGUCAGCAGUCACUCACGGUUUUCUCACUCCCUCCUCCUCCAGUUGUCUAGAAGAGCUUGGGUAAUUUCUCCUUGGGUUCAGCCCCCUUCUCCCUUUUGUCCCUUCCCUCAUCCCCUCCAUGUCAGCCCCUCACAUCAUCUGUUCACCCCUCCCAAGGGUGAGGAGAUCAGUUUCCAAUCUUUUCUCCAGGAUCAGUGCACCCAGGGCUUUCUGGGCCCUUCCUAAGCAAGGCUGGGACAGUGAUGGAGGAAAAGGAGCAGCUGAGGACAAGGGCAAGCAGGCAAAGGCCUCUGGCACCUGCCCCAUCGGACACUGGGUCCCUUUAUCCCUCUCCCUCAGCUGAAUUCCUAAAUGCGAUGUCGGGUGUGUGUUUCUCUGCUGUGCACUCGGCAGUAGAAUCCAUUCUGGACCAUGGGGUGGUGGAGACAAGAUGGACUCUGGAUUAAAAAACAAACAAACAAAACCCGUGGAAGUUCUUCCCUUCCCUGCCUGCCUGCCUUCCAGGGUCAGCAGUAGGGCUCCUUGCCCCAGGGCCCCCCGGGCUGCUGGCUGGCCACGCAGCCCUGGCGGAAAGUUUCUCAUGGAGUUGAAAACUCCUCUUUCCCGAACUCUGACCCUUGCUGCUGGCACUAAAGCCCCCCCGGGAACCGGUCCCUGGCCAGCCAAUCAGUGGUCCACUCGGCUUUGUUUCACGCCCGGGCCAGCAUGGUCUGAGACCAGGCAGGGUUGCAAGCCCGAAUGCGGCUGCUGGAAGAGGUGAGAGGUUGCCCGGGACUUAAUGAACCAUGCAACCCCGCGGGCUUCCCAGAAGCAGGCUUCUGGCCCUUCGGGUCCAUCCUGAACCCAGGUGCUGGAGUUGCCCAGGGGGCCCAGGGCCUAUCCCCGUUUGUGUGCUGUCAAGGCUCUGCUGUGGGGCACCGACUCCAUAGGAGCCCGGUCCAGGUGCUGGCUGGCAAUCCCGGCCUAUUAAGCCGUUUCCCUUUCCUGCAGACCCCCAGUCCCCAUAUAGCUCUGAGGGGCAGGAAGCGGAGCCCUAGCUGCCCAAUCAUGUACCCUCCUCUCCCUUCCCUCCUCAACCCAAUGUGCAGAGACAGGAGAAUGGUGGUGUCAGCAGCAAUCUCUCCCUUGUGGGGAGUUAAUUACAUUCAUUCAGUCAGUCAGUUGUAUUUAUUGAGUGCUUCCUGGGUGCAGAGCACUGUACUUAGCACUUGGGAGAGUACAAUAUAACAAUAAAAAGAUACAUUCCCUCCCCACAGUGAGCUUACAGACUAGAUCGAAAGAGGUGAGGGGGCAGACUACUGUCCAUGGCGCACUGAGCCCCUAGCUCUGCGCCCACAUUCUGCAUCCCCACUGCUCCGUUUAGCAACCCUCUCCCUCCCUCCCCUCAGGGCAGGCCUGCCUGCUGGGUGAUGCUCCCAAACUUUGAUCCAGAAGUCAUCCACCACUCAGCCCCAUCCCAGCUCCGAGCACCUUGGGUUGAGACAGGGGCCUGCGGGUUUUGGG
Tachyglossus aculeatus (Australian echidna) is the source of this 5776-nucleotide messenger RNA. RefSeq names its product GRAM domain containing 2A (gene GRAMD2A). The record is from RefSeq and is a predicted model, not a curated record. Gene Ontology annotation, biological process: regulation of store-operated calcium entry. Gene Ontology annotation, cellular component: endoplasmic reticulum membrane; organelle membrane contact site; extrinsic component of cytoplasmic side of plasma membrane. Lineage: Eukaryota; Metazoa; Chordata; Mammalia; Monotremata; Tachyglossidae. Gene Ontology annotation, molecular function: phosphatidylinositol-4,5-bisphosphate binding. Bases 169 to 1218 code for a protein of 349 amino acids. The transcript is spliced from 13 exons.